Molecule: messenger RNA, 690 nt
Organism: Phanerochaete carnosa HHB-10118-sp
Lineage: Eukaryota; Fungi; Basidiomycota; Agaricomycetes; Polyporales; Phanerochaetaceae
Exons: 3
Coding region: 1-690 (229 amino acids)
Source: RefSeq, a predicted model, not a curated record
AUGACUGCGAAGACGAUAACGGCAAAUAAAACUGCCCCGCGACUGAGGAGGACAACGGCGAUGCCAACUCACUCAGCUCCGCCUUUGAGAGUGUCCGCGAGAAGUAAGCUCAUGCAGUCCCAGCACGCGAAGGCAGUGUCGUCUCCGCUGGAGUACAAUGUGCCCGUCUACUUCCGCACCACCCCUUGUCGUGCUUCCCCUCAGUGUGACCCUGCCGCUGCAGAUCGCAUGAGGAACACUGGUUACGUCAACAGGCUGGAAUGGGCCGUCUAUGACCCUUGCCCUGACAUGAUAGGUGGGCUCAAAGGCCACAUGUACAUUGUUUCUUGCAGAUCCGAGGGAGACCACGCUCUUGCCACUCUCCUGACCAAUGGCGUCUCAGACCACAGCUGGUGUAGAAUUGGCACCACCGAGAACAUCGCGCACGAGUGGUUUGAUGGCUGGUUUACUGGAACCAUCAAAGGGAAAGUUCACCGGCUGUCCCUCUUCCCUCGUGUUGUCACUGAGGCAGAGCUCCACCACCGCGUGACCACCGCUCAAGACCUUCCUACCAAAUUUCCUCUUCCGCUGUCUAUCAAACCUGCCUUGUCAUCUGCCUUUGCCCCGGAUGCUGCGCCCGCUGCAUCUAACAAUCCUCCUGAGGCAGAACCUGCCGAGCCUGCCAACAGUCAGCCUCGUAAAUGCUAUUAG